AGGACAGUGAUGGUCUCUGUGUUCCCCCAGGUCAACGUGGUGAUCAGAUCCUCGCUGCAGAGCCUCAGGGAGAAGAUCGAGCAGCUGAAGGAGCUGCUGCUGCGGGCGGUGUCCACACGCCAGAUCACGCAGCUGGAGGGAGACAGGAGGCAGAAUUUGGUGGAUGAGCUCCUCACACGGCACAAACAGCUYGAGGCAUCCUACAGGAAUGAAGGGCCGGAGCCAGACAUGACCAGGUCGAGCCUCAUGGCAGGAGGGGCCAAACGCGGCGUCAGCAACCCCUGGCUCCUGGAGGAGUCGGAGGAGACCCGAGGACUCGGCUUYGAUGAGCUCAGGCAGCAGCAGCGCAGGAUCAUCGAAGAACAAGAUGCUGGACUCGAUGCUCUUUCUUCAAUCAUAUCCCGGCAGAAACAAAUGGGGCAGGAAAUUGGGAAUGAGCUGGAUGAGCAGAACGAAAUCAUCGACGACCUCACGAAUCUGGUGGAGAACACGGACGACCGACUGCGCACCCAGACCCGGCACGUGAAGAUGGUGGACAAGAAAUCAACGUCCUGUGGGAUGCUGGUGGUGAUCGUGCUGCUGCUCAUCGCCAUCGCCGUGGUCGCGCUCUGGCCGACACAUUAACCCCGAUCCCAUGGGRGCUCCGGGGCUGAGGGGAGGGACCCACAGUGUGCAAGGACCUUGUGUGCUGGGGAUGGACCCCACAGCUGAGAAUGGACUGCACAGCUGGGAAUGAACCCCAUAGCUGGGAAUAAACCCCGUAGCCGGGAUUGGAUGCCACAGCUGGGAAUAAACCCCACAGUUGGGAAUAAACCCCACAGCUGGGAAUGAAUCCUACAGCUGGGAAUGGACCCUACAGAUGGGAAUAAACCCUACAGCUGGGAAGGGACCCCACAGCUGGGAAUGAAUCCCAUAGUGCCAGGCUGAAGCAGCGGCUGCCAUACAUCCACUCUCUUUGGAGCGCAGCUGAGGAGCUCUGUGGGGUUUGGAGGAUUUCAUCAGGAAAAGGGCUCUGUUUCCAUCUUCCUCUGGCACUGAGGAAGCUGCAGCUGCUGGAUGGACCCAUCUCUCCUUCAUCGGCAUCUGAGGACACAUUGGUGCUGAGUUCAGACCUCCCAGGGGCUUCAGACACUGAAAUCCAGAGUGGUUGGGAGAGCAGCAACGUUCCCCUGCUCCAGGACCCUUCCUUCAGAGACAAAACACCCCACGGUUUCCAAGAAGCAGUCUGGGGAAUGACUGCUCUGGGUUCUCACAGGAUGGGAAGGGACAGCACUGCAGGACCCUGUGGGCUGCACGGAAUCACUGGGACUGGGUCAGGGCUCAGCCCCUGGGGAAGGUAUUGGUCAGGUAUUGAUCUCCAGGGCUGGAGCUGUUGAUCUCCAUGGAUGAGUUAUUGAUAUCCAUGGAUAGAGUUAUUGGUGAGUUAUUGAUCUCUGUGGAUGGAGUUACUGUUUUCCAUGGAUGGAGUUAUUGGUGAGUUAUGGAUCUCCAGAGAUGGAGGUGUUGGUGAGUUACUGAUCUCCAUGGAUGGAGUCAUUGGUGAAUUACUGAUCUCCAUGGAUGGAGUUAUGGAUCUCCAGGAAUGGAGGUAUUGGUGAGUUAUGGAUCUCCAUGGAUGGAGGAUUGGUGAGUUAUGGAUCUCCACGGAUGGAGUUAUGGAUCUCCAGGGAUGGGAACUGAACGCCAGCAGGACUCAGCCCAGCCUGUGUGGGUCGAGGGCUCUGCCCUCGUGUGCUCCCCAGGGGCUGCUCCAGCCUGGCCACGGGAGCUGCAUCAUAAUUAACAUCCUGAUCCAGCACUGCCUCUUCCUUUGACAACUUCUCACAUUUUACAUUUUACAGCUGAGAGGAAGGAUUACCUAGUUCAAAACUAAUCAAAAAGAAGUAYUGAAUGUUUGCUUCUGGCCAAGAGAAUAAUUAUUUUGUUACACAUGCCAGUUUGAUUUCAGGAUUAAUAGAGCAAGCAAUAAAUACUGAUUAAAGCUGAUCCAUUUAUAUACA
Molecule: messenger RNA, 2000 nt
Organism: Malurus melanocephalus (red-backed fairy wren)
Lineage: Eukaryota; Metazoa; Chordata; Aves; Passeriformes; Maluridae
Gene: STX8
Product: syntaxin 8
Exons: 6
Coding region: 10-624 (204 amino acids)
Biological process (GO): intracellular protein transport; vesicle fusion
Cellular component (GO): SNARE complex; endomembrane system
Molecular function (GO): SNARE binding; SNAP receptor activity
Source: RefSeq, a predicted model, not a curated record